AUGAUAAAAACAAAUGUGUUUCGGUUCUUUGCAACUGGAAAUGGUCCUAAGGAUAUUAAAGGUAAUUAUGGGAUAUUCGAUCAACAUCUGCCGAUUGCAUGGAUCAAAACUAAUAUUGAUCCAUUUGGAGGAGAUGCAAACGAGAUUACGCUGUUUGGUCAAAGUGCUGGUGUUCAGUCUACUGCUCUACAUUACGAAACUGAUGAAAUGCAGCCAUUCUUUCAGCGAGCUAUCAUCCAAAGUGCACCAACGACAGUUCCAUUUAGAUACAAUGAUUAG
Molecule: messenger RNA, 279 nt
Organism: Rotaria sp. Silwood2
Lineage: Eukaryota; Metazoa; Rotifera; Eurotatoria; Philodinida; Philodinidae
Source: the annotation of a GenBank genome assembly